GUGAACGUGGAGAGCCAGGACCAAAGGGUGAACCAGGUCCUCCAGGAAUGACAGGUCAGGAUGGAUCUGAGGGUCCUUUGGGUUCUCAUGGACCAAGAGGAAUUGCGGUCCGAGGUCCAGUGGGUCCUCCUGGAGAGCGUGGUGAAAAAGGAGAAACUGGAAAACCUGGAUCACAGGGUCCUCCUGGUCCACAAGGUCCUAAGGGAAAGAGUGGCAUGCCAGGACCAAAGGGAAUCCGUGGCUUAGAAGGAACUCCAGGUGCACCUGGGCCUACGGGACUACCGGGCUUUCAAGGUAUGCCAGGCUUAAGAGGAAAUGCAGGUGAAAGAGGGCCUCCUGGGGAAGUUGGACCAAUUGGGCUUCCAGGGCGUAAAGGAGAACGAGGAGAAAAG
Molecule: messenger RNA, 392 nt
Organism: Polypterus senegalus (gray bichir)
Lineage: Eukaryota; Metazoa; Chordata; Cladistia; Polypteriformes; Polypteridae
Product: collagen alpha-1(XX) chain-like
Exons: 7
Source: RefSeq, a predicted model, not a curated record